AAAAAAAAAAAUAAAACGCCAUGAUGCCGAUCGGCCUCCUGGUGCUCGCGGGCAUCCCAACAACGAUCGGGGUCUGUGAAGCCCUGAGCGCGCAGAAGAAGCAGAACGCGGCGGCAAAGGAGAAGGCCAAAUUCCACCUGACGGCCACGGUGUCACUGGAUGGUCGGGGCCCGGUCGAGUGCUGGUGCGUUCUGAGAGAUGGCAAGUUGUGGAUUGACCACCCCGGAUUUCCAAUGCCAGGGCACAAGUUCACGGGAUACUACUUCACGUAUCCGUCGGAGGAGAAACCGCUCGGGCUGGUCAGCACCAUCGCCGACGACCCGCCCAUGCUCAACUGGAUCUUCGUGGACAAGGACAGCAGGGCAGUGCGGCACGGGGGCCGGCAGGACACGUUGGGCGGGCACAAGGUCGGGCCGUGGUUCUGGAGCGAAGACGAGCAGUGGUUGACCCUGGAGGGCGACGCGCUCAGGUUUGUGGCCGUCCAGCUGGACGACAGAAAGUGGGCGGUCGCCUGGGACGGGGAUGGCUUCUUCAGCCAAGGUCGGGGCUACAAGGGCGGCAGCAGCGAAACGGAGUCGGAAACGGAGCGACCAAGCCGUCCCCGGAAGUGGAUCUCCAUCAUGCUCAGGAGGCGGCUCCAGCUGGGCAUGGAGAGCCGGUACGUCAAGGGCGCGAAUGGAUAGCGAGCGAACAUCGGUGAUCAGAGUCGAGCCAUGACGAGCGUGGUGCGCAUGUGACGUUAUUGGUGUGGGCUUGCUCAUGAAUAACAAUUCUCUUGGCUUGUUGUCGGUCUCCUCUUUUGG
This is a messenger RNA of Thermothelomyces thermophilus ATCC 42464, 803 nucleotides long. RefSeq lists its product as uncharacterized. The record is from RefSeq and is a predicted model, not a curated record. The coding region runs from base 24 to 683 and encodes 219 amino acids. The transcript has 2 exons. Lineage: Eukaryota; Fungi; Ascomycota; Sordariomycetes; Sordariales; Chaetomiaceae.